GAAAGUAAACAACAGUUCCCAAAGCUUUUUCCAUUCUCCACCACCACCUCCUCCUCCUCCGCUUCCUCCCUUCACUCCUCCUCGUCCUCCUCCCUCAUUCACGCUCACGCAACAGUGCCUUCUCUACUCAUGGUGUUUGCCUAACCUUCCCUUCUCGAAGUCGCUUACCUUGCUCGGCGACCAUGGCCUCCAUCACCUCCGUCGAGCUCAACUAUCUCGUGUUUCGCUACCUUCAGGAAUCAGGUUUCACACAUUCUGCUUUUGUGUUUGGGAAUGAGGGUGGUAUCAACAAAUGCCCCAUUGAUGGAAAUUUGGUACCACCAGGUGCUCUUGUUACAUUUGUUCAAAGGGGGCUGCAGUACUUGGAAAUGGAAGCCAACAUGAGUAAUUGUGAUGCAGACCUGGAUGAAGAUUUUUCAUUCUUACAGCCUUUGGAUCUUAUCACAAAAGAUGUUAAUGAACUUAAGAAAGUGAUAAAUGAAAGAAGGAAAAAACUACAGAAGGAUAGAAAUAAGGAAUCUGAAAAGGGCACUGAAGGUGACCAUGGGCGAGUAAGAGAAAAGGAAAGACAGGAAAGGGAGAAAGAAUGUGAAAAAGAUAAAGAGAAGGUAGAGAAUCUUAAAGAGCCAGAGCAACACCAUGAAAAUCAAACCAGUGGAGAAAUGGUCACAGCUCAAGAAGAUAAGCUCAAUGUAAAGCAUGAAGAGAACGGAGCAUUAGGAGGACCAGAGCCUAUGGAGAUCUGUACGACAUCAAUAACUCUGCCAUUGGAAAUUCCUAUGUCCGAUGUGACAGUUUUGGAAGGGCAUACUUCAGAGGUCUGCGCUUGUGCAUGGAGUCCUACUGGAUCUCUUCUUGCAUCAGGGUCUGGAGAUUCGACAGCUCGUAUUUGGACAAUAGCAGGGGGGAGAAGUAAACCUGGUUCCCAGGAUGACCCUUUGAAUGCGUUGGUGUUGAAGCAUGUUAAGGGUAAAACAAAUGAGAAGAGUAAAGAUGUGACUACACUUGAUUGGAAUGGGGAGGGGACGUUACUUGCAACUGGCUCUUAUGAUGGUCAAGCAAGAAUUUGGACCACUGACGGUGAACUGAAGAGUACAUUAAGCAAACACAAAGGACCCAUAUUUUCUUUGAAAUGGAAUAAGAAAGGCGAUUAUCUUCUUACUGGAAGUUGUGAUGAAACUGCUAUUGUGUGGGAUGUGAAAGCAGAGGAAUGGAAACAACAAUUUGAAUUUCAUUCUGGCCCAACACUUGAUGUGGACUGGCGCAAUAACGUGUCAUUUGCAACAAGCUCCACUGACACAAUGAUACAUGUUUGCAAGAUUGGUGAUAACCGCCCUAUAAAAACUUUUGCUGGGCACCAGAGUGAAGUUAAUUGUAUCAAAUGGGAUCCUACAGGUUCUUUACUGGCCUCAUGUUCUGAUGACACCACUGCGAAGAUAUGGAGUAUGAAGCAAGAUAAGUUUAUUCAUGAUUUUAGGGAGCAUACCAAGGAGAUAUAUACUAUCAGAUGGAGCCCGACUGGUCCUGGUACUAGUAAUCCUAAUAAAAAAUUGGUCUUGGCUAGUGCAUCAUUUGACUCUACUGUAAAGUUAUGGGAUGUGGAAGUCGGGAAACUAAUCUACAGCUUGAAUGGACAUAGGGAUGGUGUAUAUUCUGUUGCAUUCAGUCCCAAUGGUGAGUAUUUAGCAAGUGGCUCUCCUGAUAAAUCCAUUCAUAUAUGGUCGUUGAAGGAAGGCAAGAUCGUGAAAACAUACACUGGCAGCGGUGGCAUUUUUGAGGUCUGUUGGAAUAAGGAGGGUGACAAGAUCGCUGCCUGUUUUGCCAAUAAUACAGUUUGUGUUCUGGAUUUCAGAAUGUAAAGUUCCUUGAGAAGAAGCACCAAGUUGUUUUGGCUAGUUACUUAAAUUAUUAAUCUUCCCUCUAGAUGAAGAUCUGUGGAAGUGUAUUUUCUGUGGGUAGGUUUCUUUAUUAACUUGAUUUGUUGUAGUUGUGACUCAGGGCUCAUGGAUCCUGACGUAAUUCUACAUAAUCUGUAGAAAGAAGUAGCCAGUCGGAGUAUACAUUCUUAAUUUAUAUUUAUAUAGAUUUAGUUGGACAA
Lotus japonicus is the source of this 2098-nucleotide messenger RNA. Its product is annotated as WD40 repeat-containing protein HOS15. Lineage: Eukaryota; Viridiplantae; Streptophyta; Magnoliopsida; Fabales; Fabaceae. The transcript has 14 exons. Bases 183 to 1859 code for a protein of 558 amino acids. Gene Ontology annotation, molecular function: protein binding; transcription corepressor activity. Gene Ontology annotation, cellular component: histone deacetylase complex. The record is from RefSeq and is a predicted model, not a curated record. Gene Ontology annotation, biological process: regulation of transcription by RNA polymerase II.